AUGAUCAACCCUGGUCCUGGUCCAGUGUCCCGCACGAUUCAGAUGUUUUCCUAUUCAAACACACCCUCUAAACCUGGCAAUCAACAGGACCAUCACUUUAACAGUGCCCUCCCUGCAUAUGAGCCAUUUGUCAUGGGACGAUCUAUCACUGUGAGUAAUGCUCUGGAUGAAGGGAACGGCUACAGUGAAUUUACGAAAGGAGAGAAACAGCCACUCCUGAGCGGAAUGGAGUCCAGUGAAGUCUGGAGUCCAGACCACACGCAUACAGACAGAUUUUUCCACAAUGCUGCUUCAGGAGAGCUGGACGCACACAUGUUUCCCGACAGAGAAGCAUCUAAGAAGCUCAGCUGGAAUGAGCUUCUCCGUCUGAAGGAGCUGCAGUGCAGUAAGGUGCCUCAGUUCAUGAAGGAGCUGUACGCAGCCAUGGUGGACUCAGGUGGAACCAUACAGAAGCAAAACAAGCUGGAUGGAAACGUGGUAAGGAGUUAUGCAGCGCGUUCUAACGGGGCAUUUCACUUCUUCAACCUAACAUCCUUUAGCCGGGGUGAAAAGGUCAUCAAAGCGGAGCUGCGAUGGUUUCGGCAUGCGCAACCGUUUUGGAUGGGGCAUCAUUUUUAUAAAGUUGAUUUGUACGAGGUGCUGGAUGGCAGAGUGAAACCGUGGCGAGGAAACCUGAUAACAUCAAGGUUGUUGCCUAUGAACACUACAGGAUGGGAGGUGUUUAACAUCACAAACACAGCAACCAAAUGGAUUCUCAACAGCAGCACAAAUAACGGCAUUCUGGUUGUUUCGACUUUGCCGUCGGGACAGUGGUUUGAGACGACUAUGCCAACAGGAGGAGCAACAAAGUCAGAAGAAAACGAUGCCUAUCUGGUUAUCUACUCAGAUGAUGGUCGCAGAGGCUCAGGUGAAGGUCUUAUACCUAAAAGUGGGUCACCCUUGGAUUUGGUCUUCGAGCCCAAACUCUCUCGGCAGACUGCAGGGCGUAUACGUAGGAGCACAGCCCGAUCGACGCCUGACCACGAGCAGUUUGUAACAUGUCAGAGAGCGCCUCUCUACGUGGACUUUGCGAAGAUCGGCUGGUCUGGCUGGAUAAUAUCACCUAAAGGCUACAACGCCUACCACUGUGUGGGAUCCUGUCCGUUUCCUCUGGGUGGAAGUUUGCCAGCAACUAACCACGCCAUCGUCCAGUCCAUAGUGGAUGCAUUAAAACUGUCAAAUAAGGUUGAACAACCAUGCUGUGUGCCUGACAUACUUCACCCAAUAAGCCUGUUGUACUUUGACGAUGAGGAAAAUGUUGUGCUCAAACAGUACGAUGACAUGGUGGCAGGUAGCUGUGGUUGCCACUAA
Colossoma macropomum (tambaqui) is the source of this 1350-nucleotide messenger RNA. RefSeq names its product bone morphogenetic protein 2-like. Gene Ontology annotation, molecular function: growth factor activity; cytokine activity. The record is from RefSeq and is a predicted model, not a curated record. Lineage: Eukaryota; Metazoa; Chordata; Actinopteri; Characiformes; Serrasalmidae. The transcript is spliced from 9 exons. Bases 1 to 1350 code for a protein of 449 amino acids. Gene Ontology annotation, cellular component: extracellular region. Gene Ontology annotation, biological process: SMAD protein signal transduction.